AUGGAGACUGAUACUGUCAUUGUCGGCAAUGGGCCGUCUGCCAUGAUCCUUUCAUACAUUCUUCAUGGUCAUAUUCCUUACUACUCGUCCGAACCUCCACAUCCCGAUCAUCUAUUGGACGCCAAAUUAAAAGCUGCGCCGGAACUUUUAAAUGCCGAUGUCAAUUCUCUUACUGCGCAUUUUGACGCCUCGCGCCUCUCAUAUUCAACACAGGCGCUCCCCAUCAAUGUUUUAUUGGACACACUGGUACGACCAAGCGUAGAUGUGGACGAACCAGGCUGCAUUUCAAAUGUGGAGUGGCGCUCUCAGCCCGAAAAGGCCGUGCCACACCUUGUUUUUGGGAAUUCGUCUAGCCCGGGUGGACAAUGGACAGAAGACCCAUUAGGCGCCAGUUGGGAUAUUCAAACCUUGAGUUAUGCGGCCAUGCUGUCCCUGCCCGGCUACUCCUUUGCCGAUUUUCAUAGGAAGAUAACGGGCCAGGAACUGCCUGCAUAUACGAGGCCCACAAGGCGCGAGAUUGCGGAGUACUUUGCGGCCUAUCCACAGGCGGCCCUGAUUGAUGAUUCUUUCCGCUGUGGGGAAGAGCUGAAGGAUAUCUCCCGCACCGCAGAUGGAUUUUACAUUCGAUCCCACAAUAUCAGGUGCAAACGACUUGUCCUGGCAAGUGGCAUAUUUUCAGAAGUUCUUCCACCGGAGCCAUUACUGCGAUCUAUUUUACCGACCAUCUCGACACCCUCCCUCCCGCUCCUUGUUAUUGGAUCGGGCUUCUCCGCUGCGGAUUCGAUCAUAUCCGCUUCCUCGAACCAACAUCUUUUGCACAUAUUUCGGUGGUCUCCCGAUGAUCGUCCCUCCCCUCUUCGAGGAUGCCACCAGCAAGCAUACCCAGAAUACGCUGGUGUCUACCGCCUGAUGAAAAGAGCUGCACUUGCAGCCGAGGCCCCCGGGAAAGACCAGCGACCCAAAUACCGGCGCGCUACUUCGACCUCGUUCCUUGAAAGUCGGAACUGGGAAGAGCUAUACGAGGGUGUCCCCAACGUUGAAAUUACGGAUGUGGACAUUCAGGAUGACCUGGCUAGGGUCACUUUCCGCCGCCGGGAUGGAUCUAUCUUCUUUCGAUCUGUACGUGGCCUCGUUUACGCCGCCGGUCGUCGAGGCACGCUAGAUUAUCUUGAUUCCAAGCUCCUCUGUGAAGUGCUGGGGCACACGGAUGAAGAUUCAGCAAUUACUGGUCAAACUCUCCGUGCCAAGGCCAUUGAGGACCUCGAAGUUACGCCCGGUGUUUAUAUCAUCGGGAGCCUCACCGGAGAUUCUCUAGUGCGCUUCUCUUACGGUGGCUGUGUUUACGCUGCGGGACAACUUAUCGAGGGCGAGCGAGACACACGCAGCGUCUGUAGCAGUCUUGUCUCUACAGCCAAACUACACGGCUCCUCACUGUCCGUCAUGAACGGCAUGGAUGGCCACCUUGUCUAUCCCAGCGCAGAUGACUUGGAUCUGACCCGCGAGGACACCAUCAGUAAAAUGACACCGCUCGCGGAUCCGCCCGCCAUCCCUGGCUGGUGGCAAACUCUCACUCGUAUGUGGAAUGACAUUUCCCGAUAA
Messenger RNA from Penicillium nucicola, 1599 nucleotides. RefSeq lists its product as uncharacterized. The transcript has 2 exons. NCBI's taxonomy places the organism in Eukaryota, Fungi, Ascomycota, Eurotiomycetes, Eurotiales, Aspergillaceae. The record is from RefSeq and is a predicted model, not a curated record. Bases 1 to 1599 code for a protein of 532 amino acids.